Messenger RNA from Schistosoma margrebowiei, 2204 nucleotides. NCBI's taxonomy places the organism in Eukaryota, Metazoa, Platyhelminthes, Trematoda, Strigeidida, Schistosomatidae. The record is from the annotation of a GenBank genome assembly.
GCUCGCAACCUUCGUCAGUGAACGAUACCCUUGAGGCGUUCAGAGUCCGAGUUGGAUAAGGACGUAAUUAUAUUCCGUAACAAAACAGCAAGCCAAUUUGAUUUCCCGAUUAGCAGUCACUUUUUGAACUUCAAUUAGAGUUGAGUGGGAGGCUAUAUCAAUGUUCCAUUCAGGCUGUUUGGAAAUGGUGAGUAGCUGUAAAUGUAAACAGCGCAGUAAUUAGCGUAAAUGAAUAUUGGUAAGGACUGUUUCAACUCCAAUUCAUGCAGCUACAGUGGAAAAUACUGUGGUAAGUAAGCAAGGAGAGAUGAUAAAUUUGACUGUUUUUAAACCAUACACUUUGUUUUUUACAAUGUGACUCAAGUUGGUAAUUAUGUUUUUGGUUGUAUUGUGUUAUUUGAGCCAAAUAAUUCGAUUGAAAAGCUUUCAUUCGGAUUCUGGACGUCAUCGCCCUUUGCCCUAUGCAGAUGUGAGCUAUUUACAUAUUCAACAUCAGCUCUUUCUAAUAAACUUGUUUGUAAAUAUUUGUCUUUGGGUGCAUUUUCAGCCUCAUUUGUUUUUGUAUGUUUAACAUUUUUUUCUGAAUACGUCUAGUACUUAGGUGUACCUGUAGGUAAUCGUUUAACUUUGAAUUCUUAUCAACAUUUAUAACUGUGCUUUUGAUGACGAAAGUUGUUCUAUAUUAACAUGUGACGUGAAGGAUCUGUUUGGUUCUUUUACUUGUACAACUGAAUCGUAUUUACUGAACCAAUGUGGACCAUUAAAUAUGUACACAUAUCGAAUGACUUGUGAAAUAUCUAUAUAUGUUCUUGUUAAAAUUUAUUUUCAAAUUACUGUAUUAAGAAGAUGAUUUAUAUCUCCAUUAAAAGUAGGCUUUUUACCAUGUGAAAUAUGAUUUUGAAUAUACUUCCAAUGGUGCUCCAGUUUCCUACUUUGUAUAUACAUGGAUCUGUGGUUACUCGGAAUUAGUGCUACUGUUGGUACUGUUUUCAUUCUAACGAUGCGGUGGUUAGCUAGAAGAAAAACGGUACUUUGCAAUUGUUUGUCCCCUGUUGGCCAACAUGCAGUCAUCACUGGUGCUAGUUCCGGUAUUGGUCGCGCAACUGCAUUUGAAUUGGCCAAAAGGAAUUGGAAACUUACGUUAGGUUGCAGAAAUAUGAACGCUGCCAUUAAGGUUAAAGAAGAAAUUACAUCUCUCACUGGUAAUCAUAACAUUUCUGUUAGACUUUUGGACUUGGAGAAUCCACAAACGAUUAAGGAGUUUGUACAAUUUUUACCUUUACCUGUUCAUGUUUUGAUCAAUAACGCCGGUGCGUUUCCUAAGAUUCUUCGUCCUGCUAUAUAUUACCAAGAUAUCAAUGUUACUUUGGCUACUAAUUAUGUUGGACAUUUUUUCUUGACUUCACUGCUUUUACCUUACCUUCGAAAAUCAUAUCAUGAAACAUCUAUUUAUCCUCGUGUGAUUGUUGUAAGCUCCUCUUUAUCCAAAAAGGGAACGUUCUCGACAGAAAAUUUGUUUCAACCGUACAAUACUACAUCAGAUUUAAAUUCUAGCAAAGCUUAUUGUGAUUCUAAACUGGCUUGCAAUUUAUUUUCACGCGAACUUCAUCAGAGGUAUGGUUCAGGUGACAAUAAAAUACUUGAUGUUUAUUGUUUAUUUACCGGAGGGAUGGUAAAUACUAAUUUAUUUCGAAAUACUUUGAUAAAAUAUUCACCACUCACUCAGCGUUUCAUCCGUGGUUUAAUGCAACUACUUUUGAAAUCUCCUUCAGAGGGUUGCCAAACGAUUGUUCAUUGUGCAGUUAGUGAUCAAGUUCCUAUCCAUCAUAAUAAUUAUGCUCAAUCGAUUUUAACUGAGACAUCUGGUAGCGGUAUGCUAUAUAACAAUUGUACAGCUAUUGAUUGGCCUGCUAAUUCACACGAUCUUCAUCUAGCUAGUCAACUUUGGGAUUAUACAACAGAUUUCUUAAAACUAUCAGUCAAUAAUAAUGCAUAAAUCAUUCACUUUUAUGUACAAUUACGUAUUUAUCUGUAUUAUAUACAAUGAACUCAGUGUAUUUUCAUCAAAUUCCAAUUAGCUAAUUAUCACUUAGCAUUUACGAUGAACAGAAGCAAACUACAAAAUGACAGCCGAACAAUUAAUAUUAUGAAUGUAACAAGUUUUUAGAAUUUCUUUAAAAAUAUAGUACAACUCUUCCUAACAG